This is a messenger RNA of Yamadazyma tenuis ATCC 10573, 2878 nucleotides long. RefSeq names its product chaperonin-containing T-complex alpha subunit (gene TCP1). Gene Ontology annotation, molecular function: ATP hydrolysis activity; ATP-dependent protein folding chaperone; ATP binding. The record is from RefSeq and is a predicted model, not a curated record. Gene Ontology annotation, biological process: protein folding. Gene Ontology annotation, cellular component: chaperonin-containing T-complex. Lineage: Eukaryota; Fungi; Ascomycota; Pichiomycetes; Serinales; Debaryomycetaceae.
GUGAAAAGCAUCCAACAUGUACUCAGCAGCAAGAUCAGAUACACUCUUCUUGGAAGGUGAGAAAGUCAGUGGAGACGACAUCAGGAACCAGAACGUUUUGGCUGCCCAGUCGGUGGCCAACGUCGUCAAGUCGUCCCUUGGCCCCGUCGGAUUAGACAAAAUGCUCGUCGACGAUAUCGGAGAUGUCACCGUCACCAACGAUGGAGCAACGAUCUUAUCACUUUUGGACGUCAAGCACCCAGCCGGAAAGAUCCUCGUGGAGUUGGCUCAGCAACAGGACCGUGAAAUCGGCGAUGGUACCACCUCCGUGGUGAUUAUCGCCAGUGAGCUUUUGAAGCGUGCUAAUGAACUCGUGAGGAACAAAAUCCAUCCCACCACCAUCAUCACCGGUUACCGGCUUGCGUUGAAGGAGGCCAUCCGUUACAUCAAUGAUAUGAUGUCCAUCCCCGUAGAGACGUUGGGAAAGGACACCUUGAUUAAUAUCGCCAAAACUUCAAUGUCUUCCAAGAUCAUUGGAUCUGACAGCGACUUUUUCAGUAAGUUGGUGGUGGACGCCAUGUUGGCGGUAAAGACCACCACCAACAAGGGAGAAGUCAGGUAUCCUGUCAAGGCGGUGAAUAUCUUGAAAGCCCACGGGAAAUCGGCCACCGAAAGUAUGUUGGUGAACGGAUACGCGUUGAACUGUACAGUUGCUUCGCAGGCCAUGGUCAAGAGUGUAACCAACGCCAAAAUCGCCUGUUUGGACAUUAAUUUGCAAAAGGCCAGGAUGGCGAUGGGGAUUCAUAUCAAGAUCGAUGACCCUGAGCAGUUGGAAGAGAUUCGUAAACGAGAGUAUGGAAUCAUCAUUGAGCGUAUCCGCAAGAUUUUGGCCGCGGGUGCCAACGUGAUUUUGACGACCAAGGGAAUCGAUGACUUGUGUUUGAAGGAGUUCAUCGAGGCUAAAGCCAUGGCUGUAAGACGGUGCAAGAAGGAAGAUUUACGCCGGAUUGCCAGGGCCACUGGAGCUACUUUAAUUAGUGACUUGAGUAACUUGGAAGGAGAAGAGACAUUUGAGACCCUGUACUUGGGCCACGCCGAAGAAGUGACCCAGACCAGAAUCAGUGACGACGAAUGCAUUUUGGUCAAGGGUACGAAACUGCACUCGUCGUCUUCGAUUAUCUUGAGAGGUGCCAAUGAGUACUCUUUAGAUGAGAUGCAAAGAUCCAUUCACGACUCGUUAUCGGUGGUGAAGCGGACGUUGGAAAGCGGCCAUGUGGUUCCUGGAGGUGGAUGUGUUGAAACGGCAUUGAACAUUUUCUUGGAGAACUUUGCCACUACGGUUGGGUCUCGUGAACAGUUGGCAAUUGCUGAAUUUGCCAAUGCUUUAUUGAUUAUUCCCAAGACCUUGGCCAACAAUGCUGCCAAAGACUCGAGUGAGUUGAUUGCCAAGUUGCGGACGUAUCACGCGGCGUCCCAGACAGCGUUACUCACUGACACCAAGCGUAAGAAUUAUAAAAACUAUGGGUUGGACUUAAUUGAAGGGCGUAUUGUGAAUGAAAUCACCCACGGGGUAUUGGAGCCAACCAUUUCAAAAAUUAAAUCUUUGAAAUCUGCAUUGGAGGCAUGCAUUGCCAUAUUAAGAAUCGAUACGAUGAUCACCGUGAAUCCGGAACAACCCAAGGAGGAUCCUCACGACCAUUAGUCUGUAAAUAAAUAUACCAAUUUAGUAGAGACUUUAUGUCCAUACCCAGUGAGCAGAGAUCUGAAACAUACACCAGUAAUUCUAACCUUGGUUCAAUCGCACUUGUACAUCUCAAUAACCGUAUAACCAUUACCCAUAAAAUACAUAAAAAAGUCUCAAAGUGAAAUAAAUACAACGAAAGUAACGUGUAACGUGUGUCCUUAGUGAGUGUCAUGGACAGGGUCCUACGCAAUAACCCUUCCCGAAUGCAUCAAAUUGAUGUCCUGGUAAGAGUCGUACGUCUUGGAAUGAUAAGCCCGGUUCAUGCUAUUAACCGACCGGGGCUGUAAGGGCCUCGAGGACUCGAGGUAGGUGGAUGGGCUCUUGGAGUACGAGCUGGCAGAACCUAUCGAGUCCAAUGACGAGGUGCUGGACGAGAUGGUCAAGCUGGGAGAGCUUACAGAACUAAAAGAGCUGAUGGAAGAUGAGCUCGAUGACCGUGAUUUGGAGUAAGGCUUGGCCAAGUUGACGUUGGAUAACCGGUAGUAGCUCAUCUUCUGGUUCUGUUCAGCCGACAACUUCUUCCACAAUUGGUUCUUGAUAGGAAUCAAAAAUGGUUGCAAGGCCACAAUUAAAUCUUCUUCGUACACAUUGACCUUCCACUGCAAAAGCGAAAUCAACUCCCGCUCAGCCAUGUUGACCUCAUCGAGAGUCAACAAACCGUCAGUGUACUUAGUCCAAUGCUUGUUCAAAGGAGAGGAAUCAUUCAAGCAUUUGGCACUUAAAAUCAACGAACUCAAAAAGAUUCUGUGGCGUGUGGUUUCCAUGCCAAUGGCGUUGGCUGGCAACAAGUUUCUCAACUUGUUGAGGUAUAUUAAGGUGGCCAUCAAAGUUGGGGUUUGUACGUUGGAGUACUUGAUCAAGUUUUUGAUAAAACUUGCCAAACUAAUGGUUUUAUGACCCACGGGACUGAUCAUCAUAUCCCCCGUGUGCAAACAGUUGAGCCGGGGAGAUCUCUGUGGGGGUUUCACCUGGAUGAUGGAGUUUGUGGUAGAAACAAGAAAAUUGAUCAUAUCAGUAUUCACCGGUUGCCGGGUGAGGAUUUUCAAUGCUUCUCUGUCAGACAUGGUGGGGAAAAGAGUGAGUUAUGAAGGAUGGAUGGGAGUGGGAGGCCACCGGAAAGUAAAUGAUGGGCAAGAGGAAGUGAAGGACCGUCUU